GCCGGUGUGGGCGCGCGAGCGGCGCGCGCGCCCCCGUGCGCCCCGGCGCUAGGAGAGUCGGCGCCCGGAGCCGUCACCCGGGCGAGGAUCCUGCGCAGGCGACUCCGUGCGGCGGCCCGGCCGAGAGAGGGAGCGAGCGAGAGGCGGGCGGGAGGCAGCCGCUGGCGCCCGAGGGGCCGAGCGAGCAGGUUGUAAACAUGGCUGUGUGGAUCCAGGCCCAGCAGCUGCAGGGAGACGCCCUCCACCAGAUGCAAGCGCUGUACGGCCAGCAUUUCCCCAUCGAGGUGCGCCACUACUUGUCCCAGUGGAUUGAGAGCCAGGCGUGGGACUCAAUAGAUAUUGAUAAUCCACAGGAGAACAUUAAGGCCACCCAGCUCCUGGAGGGCCUGGUGCAGGAGCUGCAGAAGAAGGCCGAGCACCAAGUGGGGGAAGACGGGUUCUUACUGAAGAUCAAGCUGGGGCACUACGCCACGCAGCUCCAGAACACGUAUGACCGCUGCCCCAUGGACCUGGUGCGCUGCAUCCGGCACAUUCUGUACAACGAGCAGAGGCUGGUCCGAGAAGCCAACAACGGCGCCUCUCCCGCCGGGACCCUGGUGGACGCCAUGUCCCAGAAACACCUGCAGAUCAACCAGACGUUCGAGGAGCUGAGACUGGUCACGCAGGACACGGAGAACGAGCUGAAGAAGCUGCAGCAGGCCCAGGAGUUUUUCAUCAUCCAGUACCAGGAGAGCCUGCGGAUCCAGGCUCAGUUUGCCCAGCUGGCCCAGCUGAACCCCCAGGAGCGUCUGAGCCGGGAGUCGGCCCUGCAGCAGAAGCAGGUGUCCCUGGAGGCCUGGCUGCAGCGGGAGGCCCAGACGCUGCAGCAGUACCGCGGGGAGCUGGCCGAGAAGCACCAGAAGACCCUGCAGCUGCUGCGGAAGCAGCAGACCAUCAUCCUGGACGACGAGCUGAUCCAGUGGAAGCGGCGGCAGCAGCUGGCCGGGAACGGAGGGCCCCCUGAGGGCAGCCUGGACGUGCUGCAGUCCUGGUGUGAGAAGUUGGCUGAGAUCAUCUGGCAGAACCGGCAGCAGAUCCGCAGAGCUGAGCACCUCUGCCAGCAGCUGCCCAUCCCCGGCCCCGUGGAGGAGAUGUUGGCUGAGGUCAACGCCACCAUCACAGACAUCAUCUCGGCCCUGGUGACCAGCACCUUCAUCAUCGAGAAGCAGCCCCCUCAGGUCCUGAAGACCCAGACCAAGUUCGCGGCCACGGUGCGGCUGCUGGUGGGCGGGAAGCUGAACGUGCACAUGAACCCGCCCCAGGUGAAGGCCACCAUCAUCAGCGAGCAGCAGGCCAAGUCGCUGCUCAAGAACGAGAACACCCGCAACGACUACAGCGGCGAGAUCCUGAACAACUGCUGCGUGAUGGAGUACCACCAGGCCACCGGCACGCUCAGCGCCCACUUCCGGAACAUGUCCCUGAAGCGGAUCAAGAGGUCCGACCGUCGCGGAGCAGAGUCCGUGACGGAAGAAAAAUUCACGAUCCUGUUUGAAUCGCAGUUCAGCGUCGGCGGAAACGAGCUGGUGUUUCAAGUCAAGACCCUGUCCCUCCCGGUGGUGGUGAUCGUGCACGGCAGCCAGGACAACAACGCCACGGCCACCGUUCUGUGGGACAAUGCUUUUGCAGAGCCUGGCAGGGUGCCGUUUGCCGUGCCUGACAAGGUGCUGUGGCCGCAGCUGUGCGAGGCGCUCAACAUGAAGUUCAAGGCCGAAGUGCAGAGCAACCGGGGCCUCACCAAGGAGAACCUCGUGUUCCUGGCGCAGAAGCUGUUCAACAGCAGCGGCAGCCACCUGGAGGACUACAGCGGCAUGUCCGUGUCCUGGUCCCAGUUCAACCGGGAGAAUUUACCGGGACGGAAUUACACUUUCUGGCAGUGGUUCGACGGGGUGAUGGAAGUGUUGAAAAAACAUCUCAAGCCUCAUUGGAAUGAUGGGGCGAUCUUGGGCUUCGUGAAUAAGCAGCAGGCCCACGACCUGCUCAUCAACAAGCCCGACGGGACCUUCCUGCUGCGGUUCAGCGACUCGGAGAUCGGCGGCAUCACCAUCGCCUGGAAGUUCGACUCCCAGGAAAGAAUGUUUUGGAACCUGAUGCCUUUUACCACUAGAGACUUCUCCAUCCGCUCCCUGGCCGACCGCCUGGGGGACCUGAAUUACCUCAUCUACGUGUUCCCCGACCGGCCAAAAGACGAAGUGUACUCCAAGUACUACACGCCGGUCCCGUGCGAGCCUGCCACUGCUAAAGCAGUGGACGGAUACGUGAAGCCACAGAUCAAGCAAGUGGUCCCUGAGUUUGUGACGUCCGCAGACUCUGCCGGGGGCAGCGCCACCUACAUGGACCAGGCCCCCUCCCCCGCUGUGUGUCCCCAGGCGCAUUACAACAUGUACAACCCACAGAACCCGGACCCUGUCCUUGACACGGAUGGAGACUUCGAUCUGGACGACACAAUGGACGUGGCACGCCGCGUGGAGGAACUCCUAGGGCGACCCAUGGACACUCAGUGGAUCCCUCACGCACAGUCGUGACCUCACAGCUCUGCCUUCAGCGUCUGCGUCCUUGCCAGAGGAGUCACUCCUGUGGAUGUUUUAAUUCCAUGAAUGGCUUCUCUUUGGAAACAAUACUCAUAAUGUGAAGUGUUAAUACUAGUCGUGACUUUAGCGUUUCUGUGCAUGGUGACACCAGUGAAGGGAGUGUUUGUGUUUGUGUGUGUGUGUGUGUGUGUGCGUGUGUGUGCGCGUUUGUACAUUGUGGUGUCCCUCCCCCUUGCUGUCCCGGGUUCAGCUGCGGCACUGGGGCCACAGACGAAGGCUGUGGUGGUUUUAACCUUGUACGAAAGGGCAGCCGGUCCCGUGGACCCUGGGACUCGGCCACGUGUCUCGAGGGCGGCUGAACGUUGACAUGUGGCUGUUCAAGUAAGGGAAGGACAAAGGGAGGAGGAAGCACCUCCUCUGUAGCGAGUCUUCGUCACUGUGUCUGCCAAGCAAUUGUUAUAUAACCACGAUGGUCUCUGCUCUUCUGCUGAAAUGUAGAAACUGCCUUUUGAGGAGGAAAGUCCGUCCUCCCUCCCCUCUCCCCCCACCCCGCUUUCCUGGGCAGGGGCGGGAAAGGGGGCCGCACGGGAGGACUGUCGUCGGGGCAAGGAGAGUCAGGGGUCUUCGGAUGGGUGGUGGCUUUUUCAGUAACACUUAACCCGUCUUAAUGUUCUCUCCGCCCCUCCUCCCCUCCCUUGCUGUCCCCCCCCCCCCGCCCUCCUCUCGCUCAGUCCCUCUGUGUGCGCACGUGUGCAGGCACGUCUGGUGAACCGGAGGGAAGAAGAGAGGGUCACGUACCCGGAGCUCACGGUGCUGCAGUCCUUGGUGUUGCGGCCGGAGUGGAAUGCCCAGCCCUGGCUUGCAGGCACUGAGAAUGUCCCCCUGUCGCCCGGGGAAGCUGCCGUCCAGUCUUGCCUGGCCUUCCUCCGCGCGGAGGAAGGCUGACUGAUAACAGCUUCUUGCAAAUGUCGAAUGGCGUUUCUGUUUCUAAAUCAAGACUUCUUGUGUUGUCCUUCCCACCCUAAUUGGACAUCAAAAUUCUUCCUUCCCGUGUCCGGUCCUGUGCCACGCAUACCCAGAUCACCUUAUGUCCUUUCACUGCUCACCCACGCGGUCUCCGGGCAUGGGCGGCGGGAGUCUGGUGUGAACCCAGGGCCGGCGUGGCCAGCAGGCGUCGUGGCCCGCCCGGCGCAGGGUGCUGGGUGGCAGGCACCGGUGAUUCGGGGCAGGGGGUGCAGCCGGCAGGUGUGCUAGACGUGCGGUGAGCUGCAGACAGGCGGCUGAAAGCCUCAGCACAACCGCGUCCGCAGUUUCUUCUGUAGCUUCACCCCGGAAGGACGGAGCGGGCUGCGGCAGGCAGGUGGGAAGAGAAGGGAGCAGGUGUAUCUUUUGGGUUAGGCCCUCCAAGGUCACGCCUCGCCCCCUCUCCAAAAGGAGGACAUGACCACACCCAGGAGAGAAUGGCCCUAAAAACCUUAUUUUUAUACAUGUGAGUAAAUAAACAUAUUUUUUUUACAAAAGUAACUUCUGAACUUAUCAGUGUUUUGAUGUUAAAGGAGAAUAUUCCUCUGUAGUAAAUUAUUUAUUGGAAGAUAACUUUUUAAAAGCUGCUGUUUGCCCUGGCCUGGUUUCAUACACUGAUUUAUUUUUCUAUGCCGGGCAGUAGACUCCCUCUGCCUCGGAGGAGCCGGCUGAGCCUUCCGCGGACACCAGCAUUGAUGUGGGAUGCUGCUGAGCCCCUUAGGUACCGCGCCCCUCAACGUUAGAUCAAAGCGCCACCUGCGAGGAUAGGUGCGCGGG
Molecule: messenger RNA, 4367 nt
Organism: Phyllostomus hastatus (greater spear-nosed bat)
Lineage: Eukaryota; Metazoa; Chordata; Mammalia; Chiroptera; Phyllostomidae
Gene: STAT5B
Product: signal transducer and activator of transcription 5B
Exons: 19
Coding region: 198-2561 (787 amino acids)
Biological process (GO): cytokine-mediated signaling pathway; regulation of cell population proliferation; defense response
Molecular function (GO): DNA-binding transcription factor activity, RNA polymerase II-specific; RNA polymerase II cis-regulatory region sequence-specific DNA binding
Source: RefSeq, a predicted model, not a curated record